Messenger RNA from Grosmannia clavigera kw1407, 984 nucleotides. RefSeq lists its product as uncharacterized. The transcript has a single exon. The record is from RefSeq and is a predicted model, not a curated record. Lineage: Eukaryota; Fungi; Ascomycota; Sordariomycetes; Ophiostomatales; Ophiostomataceae. The coding region runs from base 1 to 984 and encodes 327 amino acids.
AUGCCUUGCUCUGCACCCAAGGAGGCAAUGAUGCGAAAAGGGGACUACGUGAAGCAUAAACUUUGGAUGUUUUACUCCGAUCUUCAUAGCCGUGUAGUAUCUAGAUAUCCACGUCGCAAAGCGCAGCAUCAGAGCGAGAGAAUAAGGCAUACUCUGCCUUGUAUUCCAGCAACAGAGCCUCUGACGCCGCUGAGCAUUUCUGGCAUAGUGUCGUGCUCCUCAACAAGCUUGCAAAGCUGGGAACACAUUGCGACUGCUGCCACGUGGCCGCUCUCAUCACCACUACCACCGCCCGCAGAGCAGGUCUCGCAGAUGGACCCUUUAGAAGUUCUCACACCCGCAGGAUACUCUGGCAUUUUUGCAGCCGUGGAUGAGGCGCUGUCGCAUAUUCGCUAUGCCGUUUGUGGGCCAGCAGCACUUUGGCUUUGGGGCAAACAGGAGACGGAUGGCGAGAACGCAUUACAGCUAAUAGCGCCACAAGAAAUCUCGAUCGUCUGCUGCGACAGCACCAGGGACAUCAUCACGUCGUGGGCUGCCUGCAAGGGUCUGCAACUGUACCCGGGAAGGCCUGCUCUGAUCGGCAUCCCGGCUACUCCAGACGGUAAGAUUUAUCCGUUGACAGUCAACUGGGUUGACGAAGACACGUUCUCACAGCUUCAAAUAGCCACGCUCGCCAAUGCUGCGGGGUCGCACAUCAGGCUUCUCUCCUUGGAGACCCUUGUCAAUGUGGCAGCUACUGACUACGCCUAUGGCGAGUCAGUAGCCAAAGACUUGGCGACACGAAACGCCCUUGCACAGGAUAUCUGCUGGCUGUUGCGGCGCAUCGCUUCGGCCCACGACGAAUCCUCCAGUUUCACAAGAUUAUCAUACCAGAACGCACCAGCAGUGCUGGAUCCAAUCUUCUAUGUGAUUUUUUUGAUAGCGCACCCGGGGUCUGAGAACUUGUUUUGUGACGCAGGCAUCGAGCUGCCCACAGAUGCAUGA